CAAGCGUCGAGUACGCGCAAAGGAGUUGAGAGGACGGUCGAUGCUUGGAGUCUCUUAGACAUUUAGAGUUCACAAGAAUGUUUGUUGUCCAACGUGUUGCUUUAAUCUAGCCAGAUAACGUUUGAAGAAAAACAAACAGCAAGAACUCAGCUAGCUACAUCUUUCUAAAGCCUCACUUCAAUACAGGGAUUUAACUGUCGAGCUUAACGAGCACGGACACAGAUCUGGAGAAAAUGAGCCAUAGCUACGGAGCCAAAGCUGACAUGGGCCCCGAGAUAACGGCCGCAGCAAACUUUGUUUCGAGGUUGCUCCGAACCAGAGGGUUUCUCAACGAGAAACAACUUCAGGUUUUCAGGGACUGUCUACAGCAAGCACUGUCAGAACACUACCAACAUCACUGGUUCCCAGACAGACCACAGAAGGGCUCCGGUUACCGCUGCAUCAGGAUUAAUCAUGAAAUGGAUCCCCUUAUUGGCAGAGCCGCUAGCCGAAUUGGACUGAGCAGUGGACAGCUGUUUUCCCUCCUUCCCCGUGAACUGACCCUGUGGGUGGACCCAUAUGAAGUGUCGUAUCGUAUCGGAGAGGACGGGUCCAUCUGCGUACUCUACGAGGCCGAACCUCCUGCACCCGCUUCCACUCCCAGCGCGCUCAGUAUGUCGCCCUUCGACAAGACCCUGAACUGCAAAAAUCGCUUCAUGAUGGGGGCUCGUGCCAGCCCUCCGAAGAGCUACCUGAUGACCGUUUCCAGCUAAUGAGUUAACCGCUGAGCAUGAGUUGGGUGGGACAGUGAUCGGCCUUACUCCGAACAGCUUAAUUUUCCUGAGACUUUGCAUUUUUAGACGUUUCUCUCUCGGUUAAAGCCAAAUCUUAAACUCUUAUUUUAGGUUAACUAAAGCACUGCCCAUUGAAAGGUAUUGUUCCUGUUGGAUAUUUUCAGAUGGACCCCAUAAGAACCUUGCACUGUUAAAUCUUAUCUGUCUUUGUCAACACUGUGACAAUUUAGAAUGAGCUAAAGCAGGUAAACAUUUGGUGCUGGCUAUCGCAGUGCAAUAGGAGUAUCUCACCAGUCAAGAAUUUAGUGCAAUCACACCUGUUGAAAGACACUAGCUAGGUACUAUAGCGCUUGAAUUUUAAACCAUUGUAUUGCACACAAUGGCCACCACUUUAGGGCCCCUUUUAAACCUGGUGUUUCCUGGGGAUUCUGACAAACCCUUUGAUUUCUGCUGCCUUAAACAAUGUUGUCAUGACCUCCUUAAUGUUGAACAUUUCUGCCAAAUUUGACUUAUUGUGCAAUAUGCAGAAACAUACUUGGUUUGGUUAAAGCUCUUGUUGUGCCCCUCCCGAGUUGUUGUAAUGUUGUGAAAUGAGUCCUAUUUGGCAAAGUGAACGUGAUGCUUGUUGAGCUGUGGGUGUGUCCGCUUCCCCCUGGGGCAGUGAAUGCUGGCUCAGCACAAAGUGGAUGCUUUAAACUGAGGUGGCUGGUUGGCGUCAGGCUUGUUCACACUGCCAGCAAGAUGCUCUUUAUCUCUUGUAGCGCUCCCUGGCUGCUGAGCAGCUUUGUUUACUGAUUUUAGACACAAAUGUAGUUUGUAAGCUAUUUGAAGCACAAUAUGCUUUAAAUGUAAUUUUUGACCUGACAUUUGUGCUUGUAUUAAAAACUGUACAGUUUUGUGGAAUUUUUAUUGCAAUAAAACUAUGGAAUUGUUUA
This is a messenger RNA of Electrophorus electricus (electric eel), 1708 nucleotides long. RefSeq names its product B-cell translocation gene 2 (gene btg2). The record is from RefSeq and is a predicted model, not a curated record. Gene Ontology annotation, biological process: negative regulation of cell population proliferation. Lineage: Eukaryota; Metazoa; Chordata; Actinopteri; Gymnotiformes; Gymnotidae. Gene Ontology annotation, cellular component: nucleus; cytoplasm.